Messenger RNA from Arthroderma uncinatum, 858 nucleotides. RefSeq lists its product as uncharacterized. The coding region runs from base 1 to 858 and encodes 285 amino acids. The transcript has 4 exons. The record is from RefSeq and is a predicted model, not a curated record. NCBI's taxonomy places the organism in Eukaryota, Fungi, Ascomycota, Eurotiomycetes, Onygenales, Arthrodermataceae.
AUGACGACGAAUACAGCAAGGGUUCCCGAUGAAAGGGCCGACCAACCGCUCCCUGCCGCACCUGCUACUGAACCUCGUGCUAUAACGCCUGAUUCCAGCGAGUACGAGAAGGAUUACAACCCCGACAGCUCCAUAUCGCUUACUUCGAGUGUUACCGACUAUCCCAUGGAGAAUGCCGAAAUAUUUCCAGAUGCUGAGAUCAUUGGCACCGAUUUAUCCCCCGUACAACCUGGCCAGGUACCACCAAACGUUCAAUUCUACGUCGACGACGCCACAGAAUCGGACUGGCUCUGGCCUAAAGACCACUUCGAUUAUAUCCGCUCCUCCAUGCUCAUCGGCGCUCUAGAUUCCUACCCCUCCCUCCUCAAAACGGCAUUCGGCUACAUAAAACCAGGUGGCUACAUAGAGUGCCAUGAAUGGGACAUAGCCUGUUACUGUGACGACGGUACACUACCACCUCCUCGAGCUGAUUUUCAGGGCCCAUAUGCAUUCCAAAAUUGGCUCCAAUAUUGUCGCCUAUCCACGGGCAAUUUGGAUAGGCCCGUCUUUGUUGCACAUGAGAUUUCCACCUGGAUGAAGGAGGCCGGAUUUGUGGAUGUUCAAGAACGAAUUACAAAAGUUCCGUUGAACCCCUGGCCCAAGGAUCCACACUUGAAGCGUCUCGGUGCCUGGAGCGAAAGGAAUUGGCUUGACGGCCUUGCUGCGUUUUCAUAUGCACCCUUUGGCUCAAGAGGAUUAGGAUGGACCCAAGAGGAAAUUGAAGUUUUCUUGGUGGAUGUUAGGAAAAGCAUCCAGGACCGAAAAGUGCAUACCUACCAACAAUUUCACGUUGUGACUGGAAGAAAGCCUUCAUCUUAA